AUGCCUUCCAUGAAAGUUGAAGGAGACAGUGAUGGUGAUGGUGAUAUGUCGGGAGGAGAUACAGAAAGGUCUGGAGGUUCUUCGAGAGGCCCUGAUCGUGAUUCAAGCGCUGAAGAAGCUGACGAACCAGAUUCUGAUGACUCUUCUGAGUUAGAUGAGAGUGAAUGUGAACGGAGACGAAACGAGUGCUUGGAUAACUUAGCAAAUUUGGAACGUCAAUUCACAGUGCUCCGAGAACAACUCUACAAUGAAAGAAUGAAGCAUGUCAAGUAUCAACUUGCUGAAGUCCAAAGUGGUCGAUCACAGGAGUACCUAGGCCCUUUGCAUCGUUUGCAAGAGAAUAUGAAAGUUAGGAUCGAGGUGGCGGGUAUUUUAAAGCAAAUGCGCAUCGAAAACAUCAGGCACAAGUUCAACGCGGAAGAGCAAGCGGCACACCAGAAUUUUAGGAUUAUGCUAUGUUUUAACAUCGAAACCAAUGCUUUCACUUGCGUGGUGCGU
Brenthis ino (lesser marbled fritillary) is the source of this 498-nucleotide messenger RNA. Lineage: Eukaryota; Metazoa; Arthropoda; Insecta; Lepidoptera; Nymphalidae. The record is from the annotation of a GenBank genome assembly.